Molecule: messenger RNA, 1117 nt
Organism: Schistocerca americana (American grasshopper)
Lineage: Eukaryota; Metazoa; Arthropoda; Insecta; Orthoptera; Acrididae
Product: alpha-tocopherol transfer protein-like
Exons: 7
Coding region: 67-990 (307 amino acids)
Cellular component (GO): membrane
Molecular function (GO): phosphatidylinositol bisphosphate binding
Source: RefSeq, a predicted model, not a curated record
AGCGCCUGUUACAUCGUCCGCAGGAGGCGCCCGUAGUGGUUCAACCCGUGCACCAGAUCAUUUAAGAUGAGUUACCGGCAGAUUUCGCCCGAACUACAGGCUAUAGCGCAGAAGAAUCUGAAUGAGGACCCCAAGAGGAGGGACGAAGACAUCAAGCACAUCAAGGAGUGGCUGAAGAAGCAGCCCCACCUCAAGGCUCGCGAUGACGACCAGUGGAUCCUGACGUUCCUGCGCGGCUGCAAGUUCUCGCUGGAGAAGACUAAGCACAAGCUGGACAUGUUCUACACGAUGCGCUCCGCGCUGCCGGAGAUAUUUACCAACAGGGACCCCUUCUCGCCGAUAGCCCAGAAGUAUCUCAACUCUGCGGCCGUAGUGCAGCUGCCGGAACGAGACCCGAAGGGCAGACGUGUGACCCUGCUGCGCGCAGGCAAGCUGGCACCGGGCACCUUUCCACCGGAGGAGCAGGCCAAAGUCGACUUCAUGAGUGGCGACGCCACCUUGUGGGAGGACGACGCCACCAUCAUCUGCGGCGAGGUGCUCAUCCAGGACAUGCAGGGCGCCACCAUGGCGCACUUCACCGCCAUGUCGCCCUGGCUGAUGCGGCGCAUCAUGACCUGCUACCAGGAAGCAUAUCCGCUUCGGCCUCAAGGCUUCCACAUUAUCAACAGCAAUCCUGGCCUCGAGAAAAUAUUCUCGUUUUUCGAGGGUUUCCUUAAAGAGAAGUUCAAGAAAAGGAUGUUCAUCCAUCCCAAUCUGGAGUCUCUUUAUAAGCACGUCCCCAAGAAGAUUUUGCCAGAGGAGUACGGAGGAGAAGCAGGACCUAUUGAAAAAUUGCAAAAUACGUGGAAAGAGCGCGUUGAGAGGAAUGCGGCGUUCUUCAAGGAGGACGAGAAGUACGGGGUGGACGAGUCGAAGCGGCCCGGCAAACCCAAGACGCACACCGACCUGUUCGGCGUGGAGGGCUCCUUCCGACAGCUCUCCGUGGACUGAGCACGAUUCUCUGCCGACCUAUUGUCUUUACUCUUGUCAAAGGCCAUUCUUAGUGGUACUACUGUUAUAUGCUCCUACUGUAAAAUACUACCGAUGAAUUUGAGAAUAAAAUUACUUUGCUUUCAAA